AAAAUCCUCCCCGCGCUUCGGCUUCUAGACCGCCCGAUUCAGAGCCAGGGCUAGCAGCAGUAGUCGUAGUCACUCACACUCUACUAUGUACCUUAUCCAGUAGUACUUGGUCCAUGGUCCAAAACCUAAAAUAGUGUUCUCUCUACGACAUCAGAUCGCUCCGUUCUAUCAAGUUUUCUGGUUUCUGCCAGUGGGUCAUGAUUGGCCUAAUCAGACAAAGCAGGGGGCACCAUGGAGGUGGUCUGCUAUAACGGCUCUGCUUCCUGACGCACGACUCUUCUGCUGUGUUGUCACAUAGCCCUUUCAAGUAGUCCCGCUAUUUGUCCGAACCCUGCCCGCAGCUGUCGGAAUAGCUGGUCAGGAGGCAGUCGGGGGAGAUAAAAAGUCGCAUUGCCCAGCCGAACUCUCCCCUUUGCUUCACCUCCUCACUCACUCCACCUCUCUCUGGUACAGCAACCUUGGCUCAAUAAUAGCCAUCAUUCAUCUUCAGCUAAUUAUUUCACAUCCAGCCAAGUCAAUUCAUACCUAUAAACACUUAAACGCCUCACAUCACCAAAACAAUACACAAAAUGCCUGCCACUCAAGAGCCCCAGCAACAGCAGCCCAUGGAGGCCGUUGCCUUGGAGAACGCCACCGUCACCGAGCAGCCCGCCCCCGAGCCCGAGAUGUCGACAACAAGCCUUCGUGGAGGUUUUGUGGAGGAGUGCAGCUGCUGCUGUUUCUCCGAGGAGUGUGCUUGCUGCUAGACGGACGGGUUGAGUGUUUAGCGAAGAGACGAGAAAUGCCUAUUUGAUAAGCGCGAUAUUUUUUUAGCCGAAAGUAUAAUUGACUCUUACUGUGGCCAUGCAUGAUCAGUGCU
This is a messenger RNA of Pyricularia oryzae 70-15, 859 nucleotides long. RefSeq lists its product as uncharacterized. The coding region runs from base 570 to 746 and encodes 58 amino acids. The record is from RefSeq and is a predicted model, not a curated record. The transcript is spliced from 3 exons. Lineage: Eukaryota; Fungi; Ascomycota; Sordariomycetes; Magnaporthales; Pyriculariaceae.